Molecule: messenger RNA, 3344 nt
Organism: Euleptes europaea (tarantolino)
Lineage: Eukaryota; Metazoa; Chordata; Lepidosauria; Squamata; Sphaerodactylidae
Gene: MLLT10
Product: MLLT10 histone lysine methyltransferase DOT1L cofactor
Exons: 21
Coding region: 9-3344 (1111 amino acids)
Biological process (GO): regulation of transcription by RNA polymerase II
Cellular component (GO): nucleus
Molecular function (GO): histone binding; nucleosome binding
Source: RefSeq, a predicted model, not a curated record
GAAUUAGGAUGGCCUCGGAGGGUCCUAAACGUGACCAUUCACUUAGGCGGGGGGGCUACAGCUUGCAACAACGUGCUCGGCAACUUAAUCUCGCAUCCAAAAGGGCAGGGAGAGCAAAAGAAUGGAGCAGAAACUCUCCCGACAUUUCUAGUCCCUUUCCGCGGUGGAUUGUGUAUUUUGCAGUCGAUGGGAACGUCUGGAUUUUGCAGCAACGAGGAGAGAAGAUGGUCUCUAGCGAGCCGCUGCUGCUGCCUGUGUCACUGGAGGGCGAGUUCUCCAAUAGCAUGAAGGAGAUGAUCGGCGGCUGCUGCGUGUGCUCCGACGAGAGGGGCUGGACCGAGAACCCGCUGGUCUACUGCGACGGGCAUGGCUGCAGUGUCGCAGUGCAUCAAGCAUGCUAUGGAAUUGUUCAAGUACCCACUGGACCUUGGUUUUGCAGAAAAUGCGAAUCUCAGGAAAGAGCAGCUAGAGUGAGAUGUGAGUUAUGCCCUCACAAGGAUGGUGCUUUAAAGAGGACAGACAAUGGGGGUUGGGCUCAUGUGGUUUGUGCUCUGUACAUUCCCGAGGUGCAGUUUGCUAAUGUUUCUACAAUGGAACCUAUCGUGUUGCAGUCUGUCCCUCAUGAUCGUUAUAAUAAGACAUGUUAUAUAUGCGAUGAGCAAGGCAGAGAAAGUAAAGCAGCUACUGGCGCUUGCAUGACUUGUAACAAGCAUGGAUGUCGCCAAGCUUUCCAUGUAACAUGUGCACAGUUUGCUGGACUUCUUUGUGAAGAAGAAGGUAAUGGUGCAGAUAAUGUCCAGUAUUGUGGUUACUGUAAAUACCAUUUCAGUAAGCUGAAAAAGAGCAAACGGGCAUCUAAUAGGUCAUAUGAUCAAAGUUUAAGUGAUUCUUCCUCUCACUCUCAGGAUAAGCACCAUGAGAAGGAGAAAAAAAAAUAUAAAGAAAAAGAUAAGCAUAAACAAAAACACAAGAAGCAGUCUGAUUCAUCACCAUCUUUGGUUCCUUCUCUCACUGUAACUACAGAGAAAACUUACACAAGCACUACCAACAAUUCUAUGACAGGCUCCUUGAAGAGACUGGAAGAUACCGCAGCUCGCUUUACAAAUGCAAAUUUCCAGGAAGUUUCUGCACAUACUUCAAGCGGCAAAGAGGUUUCUGAGGCCAGGGGUUCAGAGAGCAAAGGGAAGAAGUCAGCAGGUCAUAAUUCAGGUCAGAGGGGAAGAAAGCCUGGUGCUGGAAGGACUCCUGGAGCUCCGGUGUCAACAGCUUGUAGUUUUCAACAAGGCAGUUUUUUGGGAACUCCAAGCAGUAUAAAGUCAUCCUCUGGAAGUUCAGUUCAAUCUCCCCAGGACUUCUUAAGUUUUACAGACUCGGAUCUACGUAACGACAGCUAUACUCAUUCCCAGCAGACAUUGUCAACCAAAGAUAUACAUAAAGGAGAGACUGGAAGCCAGGAAGGGGGUGUGAAUUGUUUUACUUCCUUAAUUGGUCUCCCUUCAACCUCAGCUGUUGCCUCCCAGUCUAAUAUUUUUGACAGCUCACCUGGAGAGUUGGGUAAUUCAAGCCUUACAUCAACAGGAUACAAGCGUGUUCAAUCUUCUGGGAUAGAUGAUGAGACUGUAAAGGAAAAGAAACGGAAAGGAAAUAAGCAGUGUAAACAUGGGCCUGGUAGGCCCAAAGGAAAUAAAAGUCAGGAGAAUAUUUCCCAUCUAUCGGUUUGUUCUGCUUCCCCAACAUCAUCUGUGGCAUCUGCUGCUGGAAGUGUAACAAGCUCAAAUCUACAGAAAUCUCCAACUUUGCUCAGGAAUGGAAGUCUACAAAGUCUUAGUGUUGGUUCUUCUCCUGUUGGUUCUGGCAUUUAUAGCAGUAAUGAUGUAGCAGUGUCAUUUCCAAACGUAGUGUCUGGCUCAGGAUCUAGCACUCCUGUUUCCAGUUCACAUUUACCUCAGCAGUCUUCUGGUCACGUGCAGCAAAUGUCUCCAUCAUCUACGCCUUCUGUAACUGCGGCUGUUGCUACAACUCAGGCAAACACCCUACCUGGAUCUUCUCUCAGCCUGCCUCCAUCCCACGUGUAUGGCAAUAGGCUUAAUCCCAGCACCACAAUGGCAGCCCUUCUAGCGCAGUCUGAAAACAGUCAAACAGAUCAAGAUCUUGGAGACAAUAGCCGCAGCCUCGUUGGCAGGGGAGGUUCGCCUAGAGGAAGUCUUUCACCACGGUCCCCUGUAACUAGUUUACCGAUUCGUUAUGAUCCACCAGGGAAUAACAGUGUGGACCAUUUGCCCCCAAUACCCGCUACUAUAGAACAGCUUCUGGAGAGGCAAUGGAGUGAAGGGCAGCAGUUCUUAUUGGAGCAGGGCACCCCUAGUGACAUUUUAGGUAUGCUGAAGUCGUUACACCAACUUCAAGUUGAAAAUCGCCGCUUAGAAGAACAGAUUAAAAACCUGACUGCUAAAAAGGAGCGCCUCCAGCUACUAAAUGCCCAGCUUUCAGUUCCUUUCCCAACAAUAACAUCCAAUCCGAGUCCAUCUCAUCAAAUGCAUGCAUUUUCGUCCCAGGCUGCUGCUAGCACUGAUUCUUUGAACAGCAGCAAAAGCCCUCAUCUGGGAACCAGCUUUCUACCAGACAAUUCCCUUCCUGUACUAAAUCAGGAGAUAAACUCCAGUGGACAAAGCACCAGUGGUUCCUCUGUUCUUUCUACUCCACCACCUGCUGGGCAAAGUCCAGCUCAGCCAGGCCCCGGAGUUCAACAGGUCAACGGCGUUAUGGUGGGGGCACUUGGCAGCGGAAUGCAGGCUGUCACAUCCACCAUUCCUGCAGUGGGUGGAAUAAUUGGAACUCUGCCAGGUAACCAGCUGGCAAUCAAUGGAAUUGUUGGGACAUUAAAUGGGGUAAUUCAGACCCCUGCCACGAUAUCACAGAACCCGUCUGCUCUCUCUCACACAACUGUGACGCCGAAUGCCACACAUCCUUUGCCAACUACGUUAAGUAACAGUGCUUCUGGACUUGGAUUUCUUCCUGACCAGCAGAGACAGCUUUUGCUCCAUCAACAGCACCAGCAAUUUCAGCAGCUACUGAAUACUCAACAAUUCACAUCAGAGCAGCACCAGGCUCUUCUGUAUCAACUAGUGCAGCAGCAGCAGCAACAGCAACACCACCAACCUGAAGUACAGCAGUUGCAGAUUUCGGGAGCAGCACAGAUUCCCAUCAACAACUUGCUGGCCGGCACUCAGGCAUCUCCACUUCAUACUGCUACAACAAAUCCGUUCCUUACUAUUCAUGGGGAUAAUGCAACUCAAAAGAGGCUCAACGAUAAAACUGGACCAGUUGCACCAGAAAAGAACUGA